AUGGCUGCAUGGGUGGUGGACGAAAUGAAAAAUUACCCCGUAACACAUGGUAUGAGCGUUAAAAACUCCGUAGAACUGGUGGAUUAUCUAAAAGAUGUAGAGAUAAGAAGAGGUGAAGCUCUAGUUUCAUUUGAUGUCACUGCUCUGUUCCCCAGCGUUCCAGUGACUGAUGCAUUGAACAGCUUGCGCAGACACCUAGAACGCAAGAAAGCACCACCCAAUCACAUCGAAGCAUAUUUGCUGAUUACCGAAACCUGUAUGAACCAAAACUUCUUUUCGUUCAGGGGGAGGUUUUACAGGCAAGUAUUUGGGCUCAGUAUGGGCAACAAGUUAUCCCCACUUUUGGCAGACCUUUUUAUGAGUGACUUUGAGGUGGCACUAUCGACCGAGAAAUACUUCCCUCGAGUGUGGAAACGCUAUGUGGACGAUAUUUUUGCAGUCGUGAAAGAACGCUAUCUUAUACAAACACUCGAGUUGUUGAACUCCCGUCACAGAACGAUAAAGUUUACGGUAGAGAAAGAAACCGAUGGGUCACUGCCAUUCUUGGAUCUGACGAUAAAGAGAAACGGAGAUAACACACUGAAGUUCUCAAUAUACCGAAAACCAACAGCCACAGACAGAUACAUAACAUCCGACUCUAACCAUUACGGCGCCCAGAAGCAAGCAGCAUUCCAUUCUAUGGCACACCGCCUAUACAACAUACCGAUGGACAGAAAAGAUUUUGAAACCGAGAGAAACAGGAUACAUAAAGCUGCUGAGUUGAAUGGGUAUGACAAAGACUUUGUAAACAAAAUUCUCCGUAAACAUCAACGGAAAAAACACAGGCUAAAUUGCACAACACUAAAACCGGAAAAAGAAGAACAGCAUAGAAUCAGUCUUCCAUUUUACCCAAAAAUAACCAAUCCCGUCCAAUCCGUACUACAGAAACAUGAUUUCUAUGCUGUUUACAAAAGUGAAAACACCUUGAAAGAUCUGUUGUGCAAUUCAAAAGACAAAGUACCCCCGGAGGAAAAAUCAGGUGUCUACCAAAUCCCCUGCAAAAACUGCUCCGCGGUUUACAUUGGCCAAACACGACGGAAAUUAAAAGUGCGACUGCGAGAGCAUAAGAAUGCAGUUGACAACGAUCGGGCUAAUGAAUCGAGCGUGGCAGCACACACCAUAUCCCAAAACCAUGCCAUCGACUGGGAAAAUGCAAAAUUAUUAAAAAAUGUACGAAAAACAUCGAACCUAAACGCAUGGGAAUCAAUGUACAUCACCACCGCCGACAAUCCAUUAAUGAAUGAGGAUGAUCCCCCAAUACUCUCUUCGCUCUUCCACCUGACAAAGCUGUAA
Wyeomyia smithii (pitcher-plant mosquito) is the source of this 1332-nucleotide messenger RNA. RefSeq lists its product as uncharacterized. Lineage: Eukaryota; Metazoa; Arthropoda; Insecta; Diptera; Culicidae. The record is from RefSeq and is a predicted model, not a curated record. The coding region runs from base 1 to 1332 and encodes 443 amino acids. The transcript has a single exon.